AUGGCAGAAACAGAUGCGACCACAACACUAAACGCUAGCGUCGUGUCCACAGCGUCUCAAUUUAAUUCUCAAGAUAAGUUCUCUCCGGCAGCUUCACAUAACUCAUUUACGGAAUUGGUUACGAUCAAAGAUCUUGCAAAUGAAUUAGCCGACUCGGAAGAAGAAGAGGUGACAACUGCCGAGUUUUCCGUUGACUUGACUGACGGCCAGACGUGGGCCAUAAAUUUCUAUGAGUGCGCAGCUGAAGGUGAUCUUGAGUGCUUAGAAGAAAUAAUAGAAAGUGGGCAUGUGAAUGUUAAUGAUGUGGACGUGGAUGGAUUUACGGCCUUGAUGGUAGCCGCGGCCGAAGGUCACCGCGACGUGGUACACGCGUUACUGCGACGCGGUGCCGACGUCAAUAUUCGGACUCAUGAACUUCGAUCGACUGCUUUACACUUUGCUGCAAAGAACGGAGACGCAGAGAUUAUAGCUGCUUUAUGCGAGAGUGACGCACGGGUUGUGGACGCUUGGAACAUUAACACUGACACGCCGCUGAUAUGGGCGUGCAUUGAAGGCCGAGCUGAGGCUGUGAAAGUUUUGCUGGAGUAUGGUGCAGAUGUCGACGUGUUAAAUCAACACGGCGCGUCAACGUUAUUAUGUGCCGUCAUGAUUGGCGAAGAACCUGAUCAGGAUGCUGGGAGUGAUGAUAAAAGGGCAGACAUUGUGUCCAUGUUACUGAAAAAGAAUUCGAAGCUAAUCAAUUUUCAGGACCGAGAAGGUAGCACGGCCAUGCACUUGGCUGCAUCAUGCGGAUACUUAGAAUGCGUCAAGACGCUGUUGGCGUUUGGCGCAGAUAUCACAUUACGGAAUGUAAUGGGGCAGACUCCGCUUGAGGAAGCACAGGACUCGCAUGUACGCGAGAGUCUUCCAUGUGUCGAGCAUUUGCGUAGGGUCUGGCGACAGCUGGAAGAAGAAGCUGCAACACGCAUGAUGGCAAUGCUUGAGAUGGAGGAAGAGGCGGGUAAGAGUGCGACGGGAACAGGUCACGUAGCUGGUAGCAAGAAGAAUAAGAAGAAAAACAAAAAGGCAAAGCGCAAAGCAUCAAAAUCGCACCAACAGCCACACGAAUCGGAUUUAGAUGCUGAUCUUGCGAAAGAGGAAACGACGAUAAAUGUGGUUAAGUUCUUAGGUAAUGAGGAAAAUCGUGCAAGCUCAAGUGAAGAGAAAGACACGUCACGCCGAGCUUCUGUCAAAUCUCCUGAUCAAAAUAGCGACGAGGAAAAUGAAGAAAGGAUUGAUGUGUCGGAUACAGUUCAAAUAAUGGAUGGAGACCCCACGGAAGGACUCGAUGCACUAGCCUCAACUAAUGCGUGGACGACUGUCGGUAAAAAGCAUCGUUCUGCCAUCCCAACGGUUACUAGCAGCUUGGUUAAAUCGUCUACUUUUAUUCCUCAGGAGACUGCUUUAUCGCCAACGACCCAGCAAAAGUCUACGACGACAUCUUUUUUUCAAUCUGCCACACAUCAGUGGACGAAUCGACAAUCUAGCAACGCUUACGAAUCGAGUGGUGAAAGAGCGACUCCUGAGUCAGUUGUUGCUCGCACCUCGACGAGAAGGUCAUGGAAAUCGAAAAAUAGUAUCCAUACGACGUCAUCAAUACUAGAUCCUAACGCACCUGUCUUUAAAUCUCAUGAGGUGACGAAUGAAUCAACUAGCUCCAGCGAGCCAAAUGCAAACCGUUUAAGCCACUCUCCACUUAUGCAAACAUCGCCGUGGCAACCGAACGAUGGCUCCUUGCGUGCAACGGCUUCGUGUAACCCUGCGUCAUCGUCAGUAGCAUCGACACGUGUUCAUUACUCGUCUAGUAGUGGACGAUUGCAGUGGAAGCAUCAACAUUUAAACAGUCACCGCAGAGUUGUAAAUGAAGUUCGUGAUCGAUGGUUAAGCAAACUGCGAUUAAGCAACGACAAUGUGACUGAAACACUCGGAUACUUGGCCUGUGGCCUGUGUGGAGAGCUCGUCCAUGAUAAUUUGCAAUGUAGUGGCGGUACUUCUGGAUCUUCAGGAAAGAAGGCUGUACUAGCAUGUACGCAAUUAUACUGUGCAUCAUGCCUUGAAUCUGCGGCACUUCAAAUGGCUAACUCGACGAUGUUUAAGUGCAUUCGAUGCCAUGAAGUGAUCGCAAAAGAUUCCAUGACUCGGAACAGUCUAGCCCAAGCUCAAGCUGCGUCGCUAGGGCUUUCCAUGUCUCAUUUGACUACUGCAGACGAGUCAACCUGCUACUCGUUGGAGGACAUGCAACAGCUCUUGGAAUCCUCAGAAUCUCGCGUGUCUGCCGUGGAUUUACAAGUCGUCCACUUGCUUCCAGGUAUGGAUCUCAGUAUGCUGAGUAAUGGCCAACUUGAAGUGCUAGAAAGUAUUCAUCAACUCGGGCUCGGGCAAACUGUCGAGCAGCGCCUUUCAAACGCCCGAGGGCUUGAGCGGUUGCGUAUGGAAGAAUGGCUGAAGAUGCAGCGGAGCGUGCUAAACUUUACUACGAGAUGA
Molecule: messenger RNA, 2523 nt
Organism: Plasmopara halstedii
Lineage: Eukaryota; Oomycota; Peronosporomycetes; Peronosporales; Peronosporaceae
Product: FOG: Ankyrin repeat
Exons: 2
Coding region: 1-2523 (840 amino acids)
Molecular function (GO): protein binding
Source: RefSeq, a predicted model, not a curated record